Molecule: messenger RNA, 2043 nt
Organism: Anolis carolinensis (green anole)
Lineage: Eukaryota; Metazoa; Chordata; Lepidosauria; Squamata; Anolidae
Gene: cfap410
Product: cilia and flagella associated protein 410
Exons: 7
Coding region: 143-1015 (290 amino acids)
Biological process (GO): mRNA splicing, via spliceosome; cytoskeleton organization
Cellular component (GO): U4/U6 x U5 tri-snRNP complex
Molecular function (GO): protein binding
Source: RefSeq, a predicted model, not a curated record
AGACCAAGGCGCUUAACUCUGUCCCCUGUGCUCAGUAGCCCGGGCACAAAAGUUUGAAGGGGAGGGGCGUUGGGUAAAUGGGCGUGGACGGGUACCUAGGCCCCGCCCCCUCCUCCGCCAAGCCGGUUCCGCCGCGAGCGGGAUGGAGGCCAUGGCGCCUGCGCCGGCCCCUGGCAACGCGUCGGAAGCGCUGGAGCGGGCCUUGGCGACGCGUGAAGGGGAGCCCGCUGCUUCUGCCGGGAGCAUGAAGCUGACCCGGAAGGUGGUUCUCUCCCGGGCGAAGGCCACCAGCCUCAGCGGCGUCCGGAAGCUCAAUUGCUGGGGCAGCCGCAUUGCAGAUAUUUCAGUCUGCCGUGAGCUUCCCAACGUUGAGGUGAUGACACUGAGUGCAAAUAACAUCUCUGAUCUGGAGCCCAUGAACCAGUGCCUGAACUUAACUGAGCUUUAUCUCAGGAGGAACAAUAUUGCUAGCCUCCAUGAACUGUUCCAUUUGAAAAAACUGCCCCAUCUAAGGAUCCUCUGGCUCUCUGAGAAUCCCUGUUGUGGCCCUGACCCUUUUCACUAUCGGAUGACAGUACUGCGCAAUCUCCCCCACCUCCAGAAGCUUGAUAACCAGAUGGUGACAGAAGAAGAACUGUCCCAUGCACUCCUGGAAGGGGAGGAGAUAACAGCACCCCCAUCAACAGCAAACACAGAGCAUUGUUGCCAAAACACUACCAUUGAGUCCAGCAUGGCAGAGUCUACAGUCGAGAAUGAAAACGAACUCAUGAACUUCAGCUUGGAAGAGACAAAUAAAAUUCGUGAGCAGCUUGGUAUGAAACCAGUUCCAAGAGAUAAGUUUAUUUCCUUCUCACCCAGGGAGAUAGAUGGGAACCAAAAGAAACGGAACAACAUCCUCAAUGCCAUCCUGCUUCUCCUAGAAGAGCUUGAUUCAGAGGGACUAGAGGUUGUCCAUGAAACUGUAGAGAACAAACUCCAAGCCUUGCAGAAGAAGGAACUCCAUGAGAAUCGAUAGCACGUCAUAGCAACGUUUUUGUGGACUAGUGGAACUUGCAUCUUUAGGCAAGGCUGCACCCUCCUCAUGUUUCUGAGCUUUGUGUGGAGAUAUGCAAAAGCUUACAAGAAGAAUAAUAUACAUUCCUUCUCAGUCUUGCAGUAGGAUCCUGUUGUAGAACAGGCUUUCAUCUGCAGCCACAACUUAACAUACAGCUGCUACUCUGCACUCCGCUAAGCCUCACAACAGGGAAAGCAAACCAGCAAUUAGCUGUUACACAGAAAAGAGAGGAGGGAGGCCAUUCUGGGCCCUUUCCUGCUAGUGCCUGACAAGUAGAAGAAUUGCUCAUAGUCUUGCUUCAGGUGUGGUUAUGCCUGGACUGCAGCUGACUUUCUUAGCAUGAUAUUUUCUUGCAUUGUAAUAUUGGAGCAAGAGUAGGCUUCCUGAUUCCAUCAUCCAGUACUAAGGAGCUUUUGAUAGUAACUUUGGUCACAACGUCAGAACUUCUCAAACCUAAGAUAUUUCUUUAAAAAAAUCACUGAACUUUUAAAUUUAGUGCUGAGCUUCUUAGUUUUGACCCACUACCUCUCCUUCACAUAGUGGGCGGAUGUGAUGAAAAGAAUGUAAUUUGCCAACUAAACUUGGGGUUAGAGUUUCUUGUUUCACUCAGAAUGAACCCUGUGUUUCAGCUUUGAAUGUCUGCCUCAGCCGCCUUUGAUCACUUGUCAUUUUAGUCCAUAUAGUAGCCUUAAAAAAAAAAAAAUAAGGACAGCUAACUGUAGUAAUAUGGAAAAAAGUGAUUUGACGAUGCACAUUACUUUUGGUGUCGGAAGGAAAAUUAAAGUAAUUUACCAAAAAUGUAUAGAUUUGGUGUGGUUCAUCUCAUUGUGUGUCAUGUAAGAAGCUGGGUCAAAUGCAGGGGAACACAUGCAUUGAUGUUCAGUCAUCUAUAUACACUGUGUUUCCCCCCAAACAAUUCUGAUUAUAGAUCUUGUGGAUUUGAAUGUAAAAAAAGGUUUCUUGUAAAUAUAUUUUUAAAAUUGUGAUAA